AGUAGUGCAGCUGGGCAUAAAGCCAAUUGCACUGAUGCACAUCCUAUAUUCUGUUUACGUGAAUAACACGUGAAGGCACCACUACCCUCACAGCACUAACUUUUUUGUUGUAAUUUGAUGCAAAGGUAAUUUAAUUCAAAGUAUAGUCUAUUGUUAAAUGUACAUACUUAAAACAAUACAAAAAAAAAAAAAAAACUUUGCAGGAUUUAGAAUGUAACAGGACAGGUAACGUAACAGUAACAGGACAAUGUAACAGCAACGCAUCAGUCUGUGAAAAGGGUCCAUGGUCCACCCGGGCGAUAGGUGGCGGUAAUGCCCCGUGUCUACGAUCCACCGUACGUCUCUCCUUUGAUGUGAGGUAAGCAGUUCGCUGUGCUUCGUAUGUUUAUACAUAUUUACAAAAAAUAACACAGCUUGUUAAAGCAACAUUUUACAGGGUAUUUUCUGAAUUCUAUAUUCAUAUGCUACAUAGAUAUUUGUGGGUCUUUUCUUGCAUCUGUUGACUGACAAACAUUACCAUUGCAGGCAACUAUGUAAGGAACUAUAAUGUUAAAUUCAAAGAUCUGAGCGAUUAUUGUGUGUUUUUGUAUGUUCAUCUGUAUGAUUGUUUCUAUGUUUGGAGCAAUAAUGGUAUUUACUAAUAUGUCACUUGAUGAAAAGUCAAACUAGGAUCUGUAGGAGGAAUUAAAAGGGGUUAAAAUUAAAAUCUCUUUUUCUUUUGCUUGUUGGUAAAUCUAUUUUUAACAUUCAUUUCUAUUUUCUGACACGAAGUGGCUUUAAAAAAUGUAGAUAAAAUAUAUAAUAUAUUUGUUUUAAAACAAAUUAAAUAACGUAGUCAUAAAAAUAUAAUUAACUUGUUACUGUUUAUUUUCUAAGUACAGAAACAGCUCUUUCAAUAAAGUGAAAGAAUACGACAGCAAUAUUUAAAUGUUUCCAAUGUCAUGGUCCCGUUCCUUCUACUAUUUAUCUACAUCCUCAGAUUCAUGUACCUCUUAUGAUGGAUUUAAAUUAACAUCUGCUUAAAAGCCUCCUCAUGUCAGAAAUGGUUAAUAAUGUUAAAAAUAGAUUGUCCCACAGACAAAGUAUAGAUGUGUAAAAUAUGUGAAUUUGAUUUAAAACUUAAAGUUUGAUAGUUGUAUAGAUAAGCUAAUAAAAUGCUUUAAGUGUGUGUAUUAAUGAAAGCAUCAAUUUUUUUAUUUUUUUUUUAGAUUUUUGCAGAUCUGCUCCUCCCACAGUGAUUCAUCAAUAAAUACUGAAAUAUUUCCAUCAGCCUACAAGUGAAGGAGAUUGAAAACAUGAAUGAUCCAGAACCCUGCAGAAUAAAACGGGAAGAUACAGAAGAACAAAGUGACCUGAUAGAAGAGAACAUGGAGAUUGAAGAACCGUUUGAAGUGGGGGAGAAACAUCGUGUCAAAACUGAAGAUAAAUCCUCACUGAAAAGAGACAAAUUAUGUUUCACUUGCCCUGAGUGUGGAAAGAGUUUCCCAUACAAGCAAAGUCUUGAACUUCACAUUAGAAUUCACACUGGAGAGAAGCCUUUCACAUGUAAUCAGUGCGGGAAGAGCUUCUCACAAAACAAAACCUUUAACGAACACAUGAGGAUCCACACUGGAGAGAAGCCGUACACAUGUGCUCAAUGUGGGAAGAGUUUCACACAAAAAGGAAACCUUAACAAGCAUAUGAAAAUCCACACUGGAGAGAAGCCGUACACGUGUGAUCGGUGUGGAAAGAGUUUCACACAAAAAGUAAUCCUCAAUGAACACAUUAGAAUCCACACUGGAGAGAAGCCGUACUCAUGUGAUCACUGCGAGAAGAUUUUCACAAUAAAAAGAAACCUUAAUGAACACAUGAAAAUCCACACCGGGGAGAAGCCAUAUGCAUGUGAUCAAUGUGAGAAGAGUUUCACACAAAAAGGAACCCUUAAGGAUCACUUGAAAAUCCACUUUGGAGAGAAGCCGUACACAUGUGAUCAGUGUGGGAAGAGUUUCACGCAAAAAAGACAGCUCACUGAUCACAUAAGAAUCCACACUGGAGAGAAGCCGUACACAUGUGAUCAAUGUGGGAAGAGUUUCAUUAAAUCAAGUGUUUAUAAAGUACAUCUGCUUACUCAUUCUAAAGAAAGACUACACAACUGUGACCACUGUGGUAAAACAUUUUUUAGGGCAGAUUUCUUGAAGGAUCACCUGAAAGUUCAUACAAAGGAGAAGCCUUACGUCUGUUAUUUGUGUGGAAGGAGUUUUAGUCAGAUGGGUGCAUUAAAAGUACACCAGAAAAGACACAGCGGUGUGAAGGAUCAUGGUUGCUCUGAGUGUGGAAAGACUUUUUUUACAGAUAGUGCACUGAAAGUUCACCAGACCGUUCACACUACAGCGACGCCUUACAAGUGUUCACACUGCGACAAGAGAUUUAAACGGUCGGUAUAUCUGAAAAUACACGAGAGGGUCCACACUGGAGAGAAGCCACAUUCUUGUGAUCAGUGUGGGAAGAGCUUCACACUAAAAGGAAACCUCAACGUACACAUGAAAACCCACACUGGUGAGAAGCCGUACACAUGUGGAAAGUGUGGGAAGAGUUUUGCGCAUAAAUCAACCCUUAACGAACACAUGCAAACCCACACUGGAGAGAAGCCACACAUAUGUGAUCAAUGUAGGAAGAGUUUCACACGAAAAGAGCACCUUAAUGAACACAUGAAAAUCCACAUGGGAGAGAAGACACACACAUGUGAUCAGUGCGGGAAGAGUUUCACACAAAAAGGAAACCUUAACGAACACUUGAAAAUCCACACUGGAGUAAAGCCGCACAAAUGUGAUCAGUGUGGGAAGAGUUUCGCACAUAAAGGAAACCUUAACGUACACAUUAAAAUCCACACUGGAGUGAAGCCGUACACAAUUCCCACCGGCCUACAAGUGAAGAAGAAAUUUGAAAACAUGAAUGAUCCAGAACCCUGCAUAAUAAAGGAGGAAGUUAUCGAAGAACAAAUAGACCUGAUGGAAGAGUACAAGGCGAUUGAAGAACUGAUUGAAGCGGGGAAGAAACAUAUAAAAACUGAAGAAGAACCUGUGAGUCCCUCAUUGAACAGAGAAGACAAAACUAGUUUCAUUUGUCGUCAGUGUGGAAAGGGUUUCUCAUGCGAGCAAAAUCUUAAUCUUCACCUAAAAUUUCAUCGUGGAGGAAAGCCGUACGCGUGUGAUAAGUGUGAUAAGAUUUUCACAAUAAAAGGAAACCUUGACGAACACAGGAAAAUCCACACUGGAGAGAAGCCGUACACAUGUGAGCAGUGUGGGAAGUGUUUUGCGCAACAAAAAACACUUGACGAGCACAGGAAAAUACACACUUUAGCGAAGCCGUUCUCAUGUGAGCAAUGUGGGAGGAGUUUCCCGUAUCAAGGAAACCUUAACGAUCACAUGAGGAUCCACACUGGGGAGAAGCCGUAUUCAUGCGAUCAGUGCGGGAAGAGUUUUGCACAAAAAGGAAACCUUAACUUGCACAUAAAAACCCACAGCGGAGAGAAGCCGCACAAAUGUGAUCAGUGUGGGAAGAGUUUCACACAUAAAGGAAACCUUACCGCACACAUGAAAAUCCACACGGGAGUGAUGCUGUACACCUAUGAUCAGGCUACAAAUAGUUUCACUCAAAUAGGAAACCUUAACGUACACAUGACAAACCAUACUAAAGAGAAGCCAUUCAUAUGUGAUCAGUGUGGGAAGAGUUUUACACAUAAAGGAAACCUUAACGUACACAUGAAAAUCCACACUGGGGAGAAGCCGUACACGUGUGUUCAGUGCGGGAAGAGUUUCAGACAUAAAGGAAACCUUAACGAACACAUGAAAAGCCACACUGGAGUGAAACCGUUCACAUGUGAUCAAUGUGGGAAGAGUUUCGCACAUAAAGCAACCCUUAACGAACACAUGUCAAUCCACACUGGAGUGAAGCCACACACAUGCGAUCGGUGUGGGAUGAGUUACGCUCGAAAAGGAGCCCUUAAGGAUCACAUGAAAAUCCACACUGGGGAGAAUCUGCACACAUGUGAUCAAUGUGGGAAGAGUUUCAUAAAGUCAGGUGUUUAUAAAGUACAUCUGCUUAGUCAUUCUAGAGAAAGAGUUUAUAACUGUGACCAAUGUAGCAAAACAUUCUUUAGGCCAGAUUUCCUUAGGGAUCACCGGAAAGUUCAUACGAAAGAGAGGCCGUGCGUGUGUUACUUGUGCGGAAAGGGUUUUCGUAACACGACUGCAUUAAAAAUACACCAGAAAAGACACAGCGGUGUGAAGGAUCAUGCUUGCGCUGAGUGUGGGAAGCGUUUUUUUACAGACGGUGCACUGAAAGUUCACCAGACCGUUCACAGUACAGAGACACCUUACAAGUGUUCACACUGCGACAAGAGAUUCAAGCGGUCCGAAUAUCGGAGAAUACAUGAGAAGAUCCACAGUGGAGAGAAGCCGCAUCACUGCCAUCCAUGUGGAAAGAGUUUCACCCAUUUAUCUACUCUAAUUGGACAUAAAAAGAAAAUGCAUUCCUAAAAUUACAGUAAGUUAGAUUUCUUAUCCUGUACUUCCAGGUGUGAUGCUAUGUAGUGCUGCGUCAACAGUGUUUUUGAUAAUUGAUUUAUCAAAAACUAUUGCAAUGAUUAAUCGACUGUUUCAUUCAUUAUUUCACAGAUUAAUCAGUAGGCUUUUGCAGUUAGUUAAAAUAUUGAGUUAUACCCUUUCUAACUAAUAGAUAAAACUAUGAAAUCCCUUCAGUUUUUGAGAAUGUAUAAACUUCGAGUAAACUGAAUCUGGUUUUCUGUCCUCCUCAGAAGUCACCAAUAUGCCAACUGCUGAAGGAUCUAAGUCACCGAAUCGUUUCCGUGUAAACAUAGCCUGAGAGGAAAGAAUAGAUGAGGAGGAAGAGGAUGAGGACUAGAAAGAACGUGUCGUCAGGAGUGAAUUCGUCAGUCCAGAUGGUUUUCCCUUUGCUUGGAAAGAGAAGAUUGUGGACAGAAUCAAUACAAUACUAUACCUGCAGUACAUUAUACAGUAUAUUCACCUUACUCUGUUGCGAUUACUUUUUACAUCAUUUCAAAAUUAGUUUACUGUAUGCAAUAUAAAAAGAUAAUGUCUGUGACAUGUUAUGGAUGCUGUGUUCUCAAUUUCUUUGUAGUGUCUAAUGAACAAUCUGUAGUGUGUAUAUUAACUGAUGUGUGUAUGAUCUGAUUUUAUUUUUUUAGUACAGGUGAAAUGGUUUUGUAGCAAUUGUAAAAAAAAAAAGAGCAACCGUCUUUUUGUUUUUUUAUACUAUUACAUUUUAUGAUAAUAUUCAGUCAUUUAUGUACUUGUCAUUUGAUUUAGCUUUUAAUCCUACUAUUAUUAUUAAUUUGUCAUUUUAUGUUUUUAUACAUUUUUAUUAACUUUUUUAUUUCCUUGCUCUUGCAGUGCAUGCUGUUGUUGUUUAAUCUUAUGAUUGUGUGGAUAAGGGAUUCAAGGCGUUUAAUGUCACAGGACAAUGUUGUGAAACAGUAAUUUUCCAUAGUUUUUGCUUUGGUAUAAUGACUCCUGUCGGAAUUGUAUGAAGUCUUAGCAUUGAGACAUUGACAUUUAGUAGAAGUCUGAGCAUUGAAGCAUAUGCAACUAAGAUUAUUCAAUAAACUUUGCUCUUUUAUUCUCAUCA
Messenger RNA from Pimephales promelas (fathead minnow), 5646 nucleotides. The record is from RefSeq and is a predicted model, not a curated record. NCBI's taxonomy places the organism in Eukaryota, Metazoa, Chordata, Actinopteri, Cypriniformes, Leuciscidae.